AUAUAAUACGUCAGUUAUUGAGUAGGCUACAUUUACUCAAGACGUAGCAUCUUUAUAGAAUUAUCUAAAUAUUAGCGAUAUUGCAGAAAUUGGGGAGAGAGAUAUUCAAGACAAAUCAAUCACAUCAUGGAACAAAAUAUAAUGAAGUUGCCGAUCUACCAGAAGAAAGUUGGUAUCAAAUUUGAAGUUACCGAAGCAAUGAAGCGUGACUUUGAAAAAGACGGAUUCAUAAUUGUCAGAAAUUUAUUUUCGAAUGAUGAAAUUGCAAAACUGCGUGAAAGUUUGGAAUCGCCAGAAUCGGAACUGAUGAAACGAACCUACAGUGAUUCAGAUGGCAGGGAUGGGAGAAUCCGAAUAAUUCUAUGGAAUCAUCCUGGAGAAGAUUAUAGCGGUAUUAUGGGCAGAUCCGAAAGAGUGGUUGAGACAUGCAAAAAGCUACUCGAUGGGGAGGUUUAUCAUUAUCAUGGUAAAAUAAUUUUGAAAGAUGCGCAAACAGGAGGAGCUUUUCAGUGGCAUCAGGAUUAUGGAUAUUGGUAUCUAUUUGGAUUUCUACGACCGGACAUGAUGUCUGUUCAAGUAGCUAUUGACGAUGCUGACAAAACAAAUGGCACAUUACAAAUCAUCAGGGGCUCACACAAAAUGGGACGAAUUUAUCACGGCAGAAUAGGAGAUCAGGCUGGAGCCGACAUGGAACGAGUAGAAGCGGCUCUGCAAACUAUGGAAAAAAUAUACGUAGACAAGAAAGCAGGCGAUGCUUUAUUCUUUCAUUGCAAUCUUCUGCACACCAGCGAUCAAAAUUUAAGCGAUCGACGAAGAUGGAGUUACAUUAUGUGUUAUAAUCGGACAGAUAACGACACGUUUAAGGACCAUUUUCUGAAUCAAUCGCCCUUAAUAAAGGUUCCUGAUUCUGCUGUUUUGGAGUGUGACGACUUCACCAACAUGGAGGGAAAAAUUUUCCAUAUCCCUGAGCAAAAAAAAACAUUUUCUUAUGAAUAUAUACCAAAGAAGGAUGAUCAAUAACUAUUCAAUAGAUAAAUAUAAUGAUUAGCAUAUAUAUAUUUCCAAAUAUUGACACUUAUGAUUCGUUGAGUUGUUAUUAUUCAAACAAAUUACAAAUGUCAAAAUGUGGUCUUAGACAGGCAUUCCUAAAAUUUUAAUGCAAAAUUGAGGUGAUAGAUAAAAAUUCUGCAAUUGUAUUUUGAAACACUGAUUUUAGUUAAGCC
This is a messenger RNA of Styela clava, 1223 nucleotides long. The record is from RefSeq and is a predicted model, not a curated record. NCBI's taxonomy places the organism in Eukaryota, Metazoa, Chordata, Ascidiacea, Stolidobranchia, Styelidae.